Molecule: messenger RNA, 733 nt
Organism: Owenia fusiformis
Lineage: Eukaryota; Metazoa; Annelida; Polychaeta; Sabellida; Oweniidae
Source: the annotation of a GenBank genome assembly
AAGCACGUGACCAAGAUGGCCGCACAUGAAAAAUCUUUCACGGAUUUGAUAAUAUCUUCCGAAAAUAUGGACGCUAUUGAGCGUAUUAUGGAGCAAGGAUUGGAUAAUUCCAAAAAUGAUACCAUUGAGGAACUUUGUGCCCAGUUAGAUGUGGACCAGAUCGAGAAUCUGAGGAUUGUAAUGUUCGAAAAAGCUGUAGGAUAUCUUGAAUCGGAAUACAAUGAAUGUUUUGGACCUAUUGAAAACCGCACGCCAGGACAAAUACCCCGAAAGCUUAAGCUGAAACUACGUCGUAACAAGACCGAUAAAGCAGAGCGUAUGGCAAGUGACAUUUGUGAUAUGUAUUUAUAUUUAAACAAGCCUACUACCCAAAAUGAAAAUCGGGCAUUUCCGAGAUCAAUCCUAAGUGAUUCUUCGUUCGUUCCAACUAUCCCUGAUACAGCGAAGCCCACUGAACCUCCCACCCCGGAUUACAGAUCUAUUGAUUUGGAUACCAGACUGGUGAAAUUGACGACGAGGGUGGCGGAUUUAGAGAGGGAGAAUAAAGAAUACAAAAAGGAAUUGAAUACUAUACGUAAGGAAUUGCACGAUAUGAACAACUUGGUAUCAACACAUAUAAAACUGUGCACAUGUAGAACCAUUUCAAAUGGCCAAAACGAAGCUAAUCAAGUUAAUUCUGGCUCUAAGACCAGUGUAUCUGUAUGUGAAACUAACCGUGCACCUGUUGACCUCG